AAAUUGACAGGCUUUGCUUUGCUAAAUCUCCACGAACUCCUGAGAAGAUGGUUCUGCUUUUGUCAGAGGUUGAGAAAAAGAGACAACAAGAUACUAUGGCGACGGUGGAAAUCGAAUCAAGACAACCACGAAAACGACGCCGUAUAGUCUGGGAUGUUGCUCCUUCCGACAUUAUUCAGGAAUAUGAACCAGUUGCUGAAAGUGACGUAGUGGAAAGAUAUGUUACGCCGCCAAAUAGAGAAGAUGAUCGUGAAGGGCAUUAUGUGUUUUCUGUUGGCGAAAAUUUAACUCCAAGAUAUAAAAUUCUAAGCAAGAUGGGUGAAGGCACAUUCGGACGAGUUUUGGAAUGUUUGGAUCAUCAAACAAAGGAGCAUGUUGCAAUCAAAGUAGUUCGAAGCAAUUCAAGAUAUCGUGGUGCUGCAAUGAUUGAAAUUGAUGUGCUUCGUCAUCUUGCAGAGCAUGAUAACGUUGGAUCGCAUUGUGUCCAAAUAAGGAGUUGGUUUGACUAUCGUAAUCACGUUUGCAUUGUAUUUGAGAAGCUUGGACCGAGCUUAUAUGAUGUCUUAAAGAGAAAUAGAUAUCGCCCUUUUCCUGUGGACCUUGUUCAGGAGUUUGGACGUCAGCUUUUGGAAUCUAUAGCAUAUAUGCAUGAGUUGAACUAUAUCCACACUGAUCUGAAGCCAGAAAACAUACUUCUUGUGUCUUCUGAGUGUGUGAAGAUACCCAACUGGGAGAGGAUUUCACAGGAAAUGCAUUUUAGCUGCUUGCCAAAGUCGAGCUCCAUUAAGCUUAUCGAUUUUGGUAGUACUGUACAUGAUAAUCCAAAUCAUAGCUCCACUGUUUCCACCAGACACUACAGAGCACCUGAAGUUAUUCUAGGUCUAGGUUGGAGCUAUCCAUGUGAUUUGUGGGGUAUUGGUUGUAUACUUGUCGAACUAUGCUCCGGUAGAGCACUCUUUCAAACUCAUGAGAACCUAGAACAUCUAGCAAUGAUGGAGAGGGUAUUGGGACCUCUUCCGCAAUAUAUGAUACAAAAAGCCACCAGAGGUGCUGAAAAGUACUUUAGACAAGGAUCACGGCUGAACUGGCCUGAAGGAGCAGAGUCAAGGGAGAGCUCCCGAGCUGUGCAGAAGCUUGAACAUUUGGAGGACCUCAUAUCUCGGCAUGUAAAUAGUUCAAAGUCCUGCCUCUUCAUUGACCUGCUGUACAAGCUGUUAAGGUUUGAUCCGUCACAGCGGCUUACUGCAAAAGAAGCGCUAAAUCAUCCAUUUUUCAAGAUAAAAGCUUCAACUCUAUAGGACAUGUUUGUGUUGUGGAGCUUUACAGCAUCCAUCUCGAAAGUAUCAGCCUGAUGCAGUGAGGAUUCCCAUCUGCCAUGACCAAAUAUAAACGAGUUUUCAAGACUGAUGCAAGAUUAGAAUGGGCAGUCGCUUUAAAUGAACGUCCUGUAUAGUGUGGGCUGAGAAAUUUAGCAGCAACAGUUUGUACAUAAACGCUGUAAUGUUUAUAUCUCGUGUAUACGCAGGUUUAGAACUCCAAUGUGACAAACUCCAAUAGAAAUAGCCAAGCUGCAUCUGAUAAUGAUUUAAUUUAGCAGCACCAUUGUAGAACCUUUUUACUGGAAAAUGACAUCGUUGCUAACCAAGUUAGUUAUUUGCCUA
Molecule: messenger RNA, 1661 nt
Organism: Beta vulgaris subsp. vulgaris (sugar beet)
Lineage: Eukaryota; Viridiplantae; Streptophyta; Magnoliopsida; Caryophyllales; Amaranthaceae
Product: serine/threonine-protein kinase AFC3
Exons: 12
Coding region: 48-1298 (416 amino acids)
Biological process (GO): protein phosphorylation
Cellular component (GO): nucleus
Molecular function (GO): ATP binding; protein kinase activity
Source: RefSeq, a predicted model, not a curated record